Molecule: messenger RNA, 3247 nt
Organism: Siniperca chuatsi (mandarin fish)
Lineage: Eukaryota; Metazoa; Chordata; Actinopteri; Centrarchiformes; Sinipercidae
Product: forkhead box protein B2-like
Exons: 2
Coding region: 1004-1693 (229 amino acids)
Source: RefSeq, a predicted model, not a curated record
CCAACGUCCACCUGGCCAUCCACCCAACCAUUGGCACCUGGGACCUCUAUGACGAACUCCAUCUACACAGAGAGCGGGUCAAGAUAUUUGCAAAUACCCUCAAAGACAUGGCCCUGGGACACAAUGCCCCCCUCUCCCUCCUCUACUAGGAGCUUUAGAUACCAUCCCAAACCUCCUCCACCCCAUCACCACCCCAGAAUCAUCCCCUCUGCUGUGAGGAGACACAACCAUUGAGCCUGUACCUCCCACUCACCACACGCCCACAACCUCACCACUUUGAAGCACAACCAGAAGAGGUUACCUUCCACCUCCUUAGCCCCUCCCUUUACAGCAUCAGCAGCAGAGAUAUGCAGCAGCACAUGCCCCUUAUCCUCCUCCACACCUACAGCAGCAGAGAUAUGCAGCAACACCUGCUCCUUGUCCUCCUCCCCACCCACAGCAGCGGAGCUAUGCUGCAGAAGCUGCCCCAUGUUCCCCUCCCCACCCACAGCAGCGAAGCUAUGCUGCAGUUGUAGCCCAGCCUACUUCCACAGUCCAACCCCUUGCUACCUCUGAGCUGGGAGACAUUAGGGAGAUGCUGCACACCCUGUGCACCCGGUUUCUGUCCAGGUAAGAAGCACCUUCUCACUUGAGAAACAGAAUGAUAGCAAUAGUAGUAGUCAGUACAAUAGUAACAUUAGUGAAAAUAGUACAUGCCUCCAUAUAAUCCAUGUAAAAUUAUUAGUCAGUAUUGUAAAUGUUUAGGUAGUUGUAGGUGUUUUUGUAUUUGUCUACUAUACAGGUUCAUUUUGAUUGUUUUUAUGCCUUAAUUUUAUAUAAGCUGCUGGAAUAUUCUGGGUUUCCACUCUUCAACCUUUGAGCUCAAGAGUGAAAACCCUGCAAUCAUGAAAUCUAUCAAAGUUGUUGAUGUAAUUGUGUUAACAGAAACAUGUCAAAAUGAUCUGCUCAUUACCUCCAGGACAUAAUGAAGUCAUGGUGCCCUCUGUAAAAUAAAAAAAAACAUAUGCAAGGGCAAAACAUCAUACAUUUGGUAGAUUCUCUAGCAGAUUCUCCUUAUUAUGAAGAAGACAUUUUUGAAACUCUCCACUCAGAAAUCGCCCAUUUCCAGGCCCAGGGAAACGUGCUUCUAACUGGAGAUCUGAAAGGACGAACAGGAAUUGAACCUGAUGUCAUCGACCGACAGGGCAACAACCAUGUGUUUGGUCAGUCUCCCCUGUUUACCACAGCAACCAUCACCCAUCGGAACAACCUUGACUCUGAAAUAAACCAAAGUGGCAGGGAGGUAGUGCAUCUCUGUCGGGCCUUAGGCUUGUACAUAGUUCACGAGAGUAUUCACAGCUGCCACUGGCAGCAUCACCCUUGCCUGCCACCAGGUCACCACCAGCCCCUCCACCACAGCCAUCAUCACCAGCCUGGCCAGCCAAGAGGUCCUGUGCCCCCCGAACACAAGCACCUCCCCCACAGCUACGAGCAUCCCAUGUACCAGCAGCCAGCUCUGCUGUCUUGGAAGACAGACAAAGACCUGGACACCGCUCCCCCUGUCUCCAGGUUUCAACCAGCUCGGACAUCAGGGCCACAGCUCAGCUCCACCUCCACAUAUACACCGCUCGACCUGUUCAAACUUUUCCUUCCUGUACAAACCAUACCAACACUGUGUCAAAACACAAACAAGCAGGCUGCUAAACAAGGAUGAGGGAAAAAAGUACAAAUGGACAGACUUGAACACAGGGGAUUUUUACAAGUACAUUGGGCUGCUUCUGUAUAUGGCCAUGGUGAAACUCGAUAACAUCGCAGAUUACUGGAGGCAGAAUCACCUUUUUUCUUUGCCACUUCCAUCACUGAUCAUGCCAUGGGACAGAUACAGAGCAAUAUCUUGGAACCUUCAUCUUAGCAACCCUGAUGAGGAUGUCCAUAAUGACAGAAAAAAGGGUAGCCGACCAUGACAACUCUUCCGACUAAAACCCCUGAUGGACACCAUCAAGAAUGCGUGUAAGACAUUUUAUCAUCCCCAUAGAGAUGUGGCUGUGGAUGAAAGAAUGGUCGCCUCAAAGGCUAAAACUGGGAUGACGCAGAAAAUGAAGGCACAACCCACAAAGUGGGGAUGCAAGCUGGGCUUGGCUGAUUCAAGGAAUGGCUACACAGUGAAAUUUUCCAUUUACGUCCUCUCUGGACAUGGCAUGGCACAGGCUACCACAUUUACAUGUACAAUUUUUAUUCCAGUCCCAAGCUCUUCAUGGCUCUCCAUGAGCAAAGAUUUGCUGUCUGUGGGACCUAUAGGGAGAACCGCAAGGACUUCCCUAGGACAGAACUGAACGCCCUCACAUGGAACUCAAAAAGAGGCUCCAUAAGAUGGAUCCGGGAUGGCCCCCUCAUCUAUGUGAAAUGGAUGGACACGAGAGAAGUAUCAGUCUGCUCCACACUUCACACAGCACACUCCGGUAAAACUGUGCAGAGGAGGGUGAAACAACGAGAUGGCUCCUGGACAAAGGUAUCAAUCCCUUGUCCCACACCAGUUAAAGAGUACAAUCAACACAUGGGUGGAGUUGAUCGAUCAGACCAACUCAUUCAGUAUUACAACUCAUUCACAAUACAAAACCAUGUGUUGGUACAGAAACCUGUUCUACCAUUUUCUGGACAUUGCCACACGUUUUUUGCAGCAUGGCAUGACAGUUGAAACAUGCUCAUUAUGUAAAUAUUGUAAAUAGUGUGUUAUUUCUGGGUGGAUUUUUAUAUACAUAGUAAAUGUUUGUUUUAUUCAUAUAAUCCACUACCUUUGUGAACUAAGACUAAGACUUUGGUAAAUCCAUUUCAAGCACCAAAACAAUUUGUCCACAUGAUUAAUGGUAUGUUUUACAAGAGAUCUGAAGAAUUUCCAAAACCAGACCAAGUGGUGCCUCAUUAUACAGAGAGCUGAGGUUUUUUUGCACAUUUUGAUAUGAAACACAUGGGUAUCAUGUUAUGCAAGUGCCUUUUAAAAGGUGAAUUUCAGAAGAUAUGUAAAAUCGAGAAAAUGCCCUCAGACCCCUCUAUAUACAAUUAAGAGGAAAUUUUAUGAUUUCCAAAUUCCAAUUAAAAUUUGGCUUAAACUAUUUGAUAGUUUCAUCCAGCCCAUUACUCUGUAUAAUAGUGAAGUAUGGGGUCCACUCAGUCAUCAUAGCUAUACCUGCUGGGACAAUCAUCCAACAGAAUCUUUACAUGCAGAAUUCUGCAGAUACAACACAUGCAUGUCGAGCAGAAUUAGGCAGAC